This is a messenger RNA of Lolium rigidum, 1142 nucleotides long. RefSeq lists its product as uncharacterized. Lineage: Eukaryota; Viridiplantae; Streptophyta; Magnoliopsida; Poales; Poaceae. The coding region runs from base 13 to 1011 and encodes 332 amino acids. The record is from RefSeq and is a predicted model, not a curated record. The transcript is spliced from 3 exons.
GACGGGACGGCGAUGGCGAAAGCGGAGGUAGACUUUUCUGUUUUGUCGGCGGAGUUUGAUGAUUGGCGCAAAAGUGUGGCAACACCUCUCACGAGCACUGAGUUGCGACAACGCGAGAAAGAAACUGAGGAGCUCCUCAGCGGAACUUGGGAAAGGUUUCGCGAUUAUUGGUUUUGCGGGAUCAUUCCCUUCGACGCCGUCACGACAAUCCCCUGCAUGCGUUUCACUGAUGCUGACUUGGACCACCCUUAUUAUGCUCACCGUUGCGAGCCGAGCGAUACUCUGCAGAUCGUUUCAGUCCAACUCAGAUCAUUCAAUGCCAGUUUACCCAGUCAGCUGGAUGUCUAUGGUUUCAUCGCUAUACAUGAUGUGUUGGACCGCAAGCGUAUUAUGGUUUUCAACCGUGAAAGGAAGGACUGCCAGACUAUCAAUAAACAGGAUUCAUACCUAAGACUGACAGGUCCUACCCGUGGAGUUCUUGUAAGUAUUGAUCCUUCAUAUUUAGAGGUUGUGCUCAAAGCUAAGGGCGUUACUGAAUCAGAAGAUAAAGAUUUAAGCAAAUUCGCCAGGACAGUCAGAGUGGGCUGCCGCUAUCCUAUUGAGUACACUAGCAAGCUUUGCACACUGGAGAUGCAACACUACACAGUUUAUUCGUCUGUGGAGGCCACUGUUAGCGUUAAACUUUUUCAAGGGCAGUGGCCACUUUGCUUUCGGGGUGUUCUUAAUGCUUCUACAGCUGGUAAAAACGACAUCAAAAUCGCACUGUUGCAUCUUAACGAUGAUGAAUUGCCUGUUGAUGAUGAUGGCUUUAUCAAGCUAUCAAGGCGUGUUGUUUGUGUUGAACAUGGUGGGAAGCUGGGAGUUUCUCUAUUUGAGAAUGGUGCUGGCGAGGAAGGUGAUGUAUGGUUUGCAGCUGAAAAAUCUCGAAGAACCACCCAUUACAUGCAUGUGAAGAAAUACAGCCUUUGUUUGCAAAUUAUCAUUGCCUGGUCUGUUUGCUCCCGGAAGUAAUUUUGGAGUGUGUGGUUUGCUUUAGUUGCUGGAACUAGGGAUAUCUGUGUAUGUACUGCUCUAUGAUUGUCAAUCUGUGUGCUGCAGAUUUCUGUAUGAUGUUUGUGUACGGAGGUACUAACUGUUGAUCA